Molecule: messenger RNA, 1220 nt
Organism: Notothenia coriiceps (black rockcod)
Lineage: Eukaryota; Metazoa; Chordata; Actinopteri; Perciformes; Nototheniidae
Gene: ttll4
Product: tubulin tyrosine ligase-like family, member 4
Exons: 10
Coding region: 19-1218 (399 amino acids)
Biological process (GO): microtubule cytoskeleton organization; protein polyglutamylation
Cellular component (GO): ciliary basal body
Molecular function (GO): tubulin binding; tubulin-glutamic acid ligase activity
Source: RefSeq, a predicted model, not a curated record
CUUAGUAUCGAGGAGCCGAUGUCAUUGGAGGCGGACGAUCAUCGAGAGGAGAGACCAGCUUUGGUUCCCAGUUUGUUCCCUCAAAUCCCACCAACACUGUACUUCAGCACUGCCGAUGAGAAAGUGGAACUGCUGCCAGCUGAACAAAGACGACUGUUAAAAUGGAAGAUAAGCAACGUCACUCCAAAUAUUGUCAAACACACCAUUGGCAGGUCACACUUCAAGGCUACCAAAAAAAGUUAUGACUGGCUGGGCUGCUGGGGACACCACAUGAAGUCUCCUGGCUUCAAGGCCCUCGCAGAGCACCAGAAGUUGAACCACUUCCCGGGAACGUUCCAGAUCGGCAGAAAGGACCGGCUGUGGAGGAACCUGUCCAAGAUGCAGGUUCGCUUCGGCAAACAAGAGUUCAGCUUUUUCCCUCGCACCUUCGUCCUUCCUCAGGACAUCAAGAUUCUACGAAAGGCCUGGGAGGACGGUGGCCCCCGGCAGAAAUGGAUCAUCAAACCGCCUGCUUCUGCCCGAGGAAUCGGUAUCCAGGUCAUCCACAGAUGGGGCCAGCUGCCCCGCAAGAGACCACUGCUGGUCCAGAAGUACCUUCACAAGCCCUACCUCAUCAGCGGUAACAAGUUUGACCUGCGGAUCUACGUCUACGUGUCAUCCUACGACCCGCUCAGAGUUUACAUUUUCUCUGAUGGACUGGUUCGAUUCGCCAGCUGCAAGUAUUCGUCUUCCAUGAAGACUCUGGGUAACAAGUUCAUGCAUCUGACCAACUAUAGCGUCAACAAGAAGAACUCUGAGUACCAGAGCAACAGCGACGACCAGGCCUGCCAGGGGCACAAAUGGGCGUUGAAGGCCUUGUGGCAUUUUCUGGGUUCCAAAGGAGUCAACACUACUCUGAUCUGGGAGAAGAUUAAAGACAUUGUGAUCAAAACAAUCAUUGCGUCCGAACCGUACGUUAACACUCUGCUGAAGAUGCACGUCAGGACACCUUACAGCUGCCACGAGCUGUUCGGCUUCGACAUCAUGCUCGAUGAGAAGCUCAAACCCUGGAUCCUGGAAGUCAACAUAUCACCAAGUCUUCAUUCCAACACAGCGCUGGAUGUCGCAGUGAAAGGUCAGAUGAUCAGGGACCUUCUGAACCUGGCUGGCUUCCGUGUUCCCCAAAAAGACGACGUGAUCACGCCCUGCAGCAGUGCCUCCAGCUCCACAACCAGGUAGGG